This is a messenger RNA of Lathyrus sativus (Indian pea), 2022 nucleotides long. Lineage: Eukaryota; Viridiplantae; Streptophyta; Magnoliopsida; Fabales; Fabaceae. The record is from the annotation of a GenBank genome assembly.
AUGGAAAAAGAGAAGAUGUGGUUAGAAUUGAAUCAAUUUCCAAAAAAGGUUCCUCUUAUGGUUGUAAUGAAAGCUAUGGGGAUGGAGAGUGAUCAAGAAGUUGUACAAUUGAUUGGAAGAGAUCCUCGUUACAGUUUGCUACUUUUGCCCUCCAUUGAGGAAUGUACAAAAAGUGGUGUAUUUACACAAGCCCAAGUAUUGGAGUACCUUGAUUCAAAAGCAAAACGUUCCAUGUUUCAAAACACGCAAGCUGAGAAGGAAGGAAGAGCAUUUUCUAUUCUAAGAGAUGUCUUUCUUGCAAACGUACCGGUGCACGAAGAUAAUUUUCGGCCGAAAUGUAUAUAUGUUACUGUUAUGAUAAGACGCAUAAUGGAUGCAAUUCUAAAUGCGGAUGCGAUGGAUGACAAGGAUUAUGUGGGUAACAAGCGAUUGGAGUUAUCUGGCCAGUUGAUCUCUCUUCUUUUUAAGGAUCUUUUUAAGUCUAUGACAUUUGAUGUUAAGAUUCAGGCAGACAAAAAUUUGGAAAAGUCAGACAAGGCUAAAAUUUUUGACUUCUCUCGUAUACUUGUUACUCGCGAUUGUAUCUCCCCUGGUUUGGAAAGGACGCUGUCAACUGGUAAUUUUGAGGUUAAAAGGUUCAGGAUGAAAAAAAGUGGAGUGACACAGGUGCUACAGAGGUUGUCAUUUAUAAGUGCUUUAGGUCAAAUGACAAGAGUCCAGCCACAGUUCGAGAAGUCCCGGAAAGUAAGUGGCCCUAGAGCUUUGCAGCCUAGCCAGUGGGGCAUGCUUUGUCCAUGUGAUACUCCUGAAGGCGAAGCUUGUGGACUAGUAAAGAACCUGGCUUUGAUGACUCAUGUCACUAAUGAUGAAGAGGAAGCCCCCCUGAUUUCUCUGUGCUAUAGUUUGGGUGUUGAAAACAUGGAACAUCUCUCUGGAGAAGAGCUUCAUACACCCGAUUCCUUUCUUGUCAUUUUUAAUGGUUUUAUCCUUGGCAAGCACAGGAGACCACGGCGUUUUGCUACUGCAAUGAGAAAGUUGCGAAGAGCAUGUCUAAUUGGCGAAUUUGUGAGUAUCUAUGUCAAUGAAAAACAGUGUUGUGUUUACUUAGCUUCAGAUGGUGGUAGAGUUUGCCGUCCUCUUGUCAUUGCUGACAAAGGAAUAUCAAGAGUCAAAGCUUAUCAUAUGAAAGAGUUAAAGGAUGGAGUGUGCACAUUUCGUGACUUUUUACGUAAGGGCUUGAUUGAGUAUCUUGAUGUCAAUGAGGAAAACAAUGCUAUGAUUGCUUUAUAUGAAGGAGGUGCAACAUUAGAAACUACCCAUAUUGAGAUUGAGCCUUUCACUAUCUUAGGAGUUUGCGCGGGGCUAAUUCCAUACCCUCAUCAUAAUCAAUCUCCUAGAAACACUUAUCAGUGUGCAAUGGGAAAGCAAGCUAUGGGAAAUAUAGCAUAUAACCAGCUCCGACGAAUGGACACCUUACUUUAUCUAUUGGUUUAUCCUCAACGACCUUUGUUGACAACAAAAUCAAUUGAGCUGGUUGGAUAUGAUAAGCUUGGAGCAGGUCAGAAUGCCACUGUAGCCGUAAUGAGCUACAGUGGUUAUGAUAUUGAGGAUGCAAUUGUCAUGAACAAGUCAUCUCUUGAUCGAGGCUUUGGUCGUUGUAUAGUUAUGAAAAGGUAUGUUGCCGUUAGACAAAAGUAUCAGAAUGGCACACAAGAUCGUAUAUUGAGGCCCAAUAGAGCUGCAGACUCGGGGGGAAAUAUGCAGAUACUUGAUGAUGAUGGGAUUGCUGCUCCUGGAGAAAUUAUUAGGCCAAAUGACAUUAUGGUAAACAAGCAAUCACCAAUUGAUAAGCAAACUCAUGGAUCUAUAGCUAACUUGCCCGAUAGUGCAUAUCGGUCCAGUCAUUCAACUUUCAGUAAAUGUCAUGGAGGUGAAGUAGUUGAUAGAGUAGUUCUUUGCAAUGAUAAGGAUAGUAACAUGUGUAUCAAACUUCUAGUCCGUCACACAAGGAGGCCUGAGUAG